Cyprinus carpio (common carp) is the source of this 764-nucleotide messenger RNA. It is a transcript of the gene atp5if1b, whose product is annotated as ATP synthase inhibitory factor subunit 1b. Gene Ontology annotation, molecular function: ATPase inhibitor activity. Gene Ontology annotation, biological process: negative regulation of ATP-dependent activity. Gene Ontology annotation, cellular component: mitochondrion. The record is from RefSeq and is a predicted model, not a curated record. NCBI's taxonomy places the organism in Eukaryota, Metazoa, Chordata, Actinopteri, Cypriniformes, Cyprinidae.
UGCCUUUAAAAAUAUCCUGUAAGCUCUCGGAUUGUUUAGUACAAUAUUUAAAAUAGAAUAGUCUAACUUUAUAAAUGACCCUAGAAUUAAAGUGUAUGUGAGUGAGUUAACACAGCGCGCUGACCAUUUUUAUUGGUAUUUGUUUUGCUAUAAUAAUGGUAGCUUCCUGUUUUGAGCCCACACUAGACAGGAGCUUACGCUUAUGUCACUGCACGCAUGAGCGUCUGAAGAGAAUGGCGAGGUUUCUAAACCGUAACAUAAGGACUGUUUUGACCACACAGAUCAGAAUGUCGUCCGACCAGCUAGGAGAACUGGGUAAAGGUGCUGGCAAAGGAGGUGGUGGUGGAGGUGCGGUGAGGGAGGCAGGAGGUGCCUUCGGGAGGAAACAAGCAGCUGAGGAGGAGAUGUACUUCAAACGAAAAGAGCAAGAACAAUUGGCUGCCCUAAGAAGACACCACCAGGAAGAGAUUGACCACCACCAAAAGGAGAUAGAGAGAUUACAACAUGAAAUCAGUCGCCAUGAGGGCAAAAUCAGAAAACUUAAAAAAGAUGACUGAGACGAAUCUAGACAUUACAUUUCAUAGACAAACGCCCCACACAGAAGGUUUCAAAUGGGAUUGAAUAAUUAUAAAUGCAUUAUUUUUAUUAAGCAUUUGUGAUGAAAGCAUAUUAUAAUACAGAUAGAACUUGAACACUGAAAUGAUACGUGUAUUUAAUCAGUGCAGUUUCUCCUCUUCACAAUAAACAUAAAAUUGUGUCUCAAA